This is a messenger RNA of Saprolegnia parasitica CBS 223.65, 787 nucleotides long. RefSeq lists its product as hypothetical. Gene Ontology annotation, molecular function: protein binding. The record is from RefSeq and is a predicted model, not a curated record. The transcript is spliced from 2 exons. NCBI's taxonomy places the organism in Eukaryota, Oomycota, Saprolegniomycetes, Saprolegniales, Saprolegniaceae. Bases 1 to 714 code for a protein of 237 amino acids.
AUGGCAGCCGAGGAGCCGGUCGCCCAGGCCGCGCCCGACACGGCCAUGACGGACGUGAGCAUGACCGGCGCGCCGCCGAGCCCUACGAAGGAGAGGAUGGCUACCGAGGGCCAGGGCGAUGUCCAAGGCGGUAGACCUCUGGAGGGCCAUGACGAAGCCUCGACAGCGACGAACGAUGAUACGUACGACGUGCGCUUGGUCAAGGACCAAUAUGGCCUCGGCAUCUACUUUACUCGCAGCGACGAGAUGGCGGUCGUGGACCAGCACGUACCAUUUUACAAGCUGCCGUCCGGCCUCCCAGGCCCCGGCGAAGCCAGCGGGCGCAUCAAGCCCGGCGAUGUCCUCGAGUUCAUCGAUGGGCUCGAUAUUCGGGCGCAGCCGUUUGAAUCAACCUUAGAAGCACUCCGCAACCUCGCACUCGGCUCGGUGACGUUGAGCUUUCGAUCGCCUGCCUACUUGCCGCUGAUCGAAACACCCCUCGUCGAGGCAGCCGAGGCCGCCGUCACGCUCGAGGAGCGCAAUCAAUGGCUCGAGAACGAGCUCGCGCGAGAGCGCAAGUGCCGCGCGCUCGCAGACAAGAAGGUGCUCCUCUACCGCGAAGAGGUGCUGCGCUUGAGCCAAGUCAACCUCGAGCUGCGCACGGCGAUGGCCAAGGACGAGGCCAAGAAGCGCGCGGCCAACGACUUUCUCGCGUGUACACACCUCAUGCUAUGAUCGUCGUCCAUGUCGACUGCUCUUGCCCUCUGAUGAAAUUAUUUAACAUGCGUAAUCCAGAGCUCCUUCUGUC